UCCAGCCGACACAUGGCAAUACUUGUGUGAAAGCAUUUACUCCAGUGCAUCCUUUUAAUAUAUAUAUAAGGGAUUUUCUAAUAGCGAAAAUGGACAAAGAUCUUGAAAAUCUACAACUGAUAUAAAUUGUCCAUAAUUGGUAGGCUAGUGGAUACCUAAAUAUAUUGAAACACAUUGAGGAAAAAACAUUUGGAGGAAUAAUUUCUUUUUUAAACGUACUAUACAGUUUUUUUUUGAAGUUUGAUAGUUCAAAUGUAAACUAACAGAAUAAAGAGCAAAGAAAGUACAAUGAGAUCAAUAUAAUAUUGAGUGUUUCAGAAAAAAAGAUCAAUAUUGAGUCCCAAAUCAAUACGCAAUUAAGCAAACAUAAUUAAUAUGGUACUGCACGUAGUGGAUGGAGAUGAGUUUUUAGUAUUUCAUCUAAUAUAUCUCUGACUCUGAUUAUGCAGGAUAAAAUUCACUAAAAGAUGUGAUCGAGACGUUACAAUGCUAGUUGCAAAUUCGCUGAGGAGAAAAUAAUAUCUAAAUUUUAUUGAAUGAUUUACUUCUUUAUCAUUUAACAAAUAAAUGUUAUUGGUCUAAAUCUAAUCAUCAUGUAUGACAUUGAUAUUAACUCACGAAAGCAGACAAUGGAGAGAUUAUAGUUUCAAUUAACCUACUGAAAAAUUCAAUUAGAUUUAUCAAAAAAAAAAAAAAAAUUCAAUUAGUUUAGCUAGCGUGAGUUCGUCAUGCAUGAUUUUUUUCAGUUAACCCAAAGUAAAACUAUCUUCAAAUGAUCAAUUGAAUUGCAUGUGUUCCACUUUUGUUCUGCCUAAUUUAGAUAUUAAUUGAUUUUUUUUCUACGCGAGCCUAACUCGUUUAUUUCGUCUGAAAUCGCAACCCUUCGAAAUUGACCACUCCACUAAAAGAGUCUGAAAAAGUCAAAUAUUUUUCUUAGAAGACCUAAUUUUUCAAAAACUUGUUCGUUGACAUAUGCAUCAUUCUCUCGUGUAUAAAUACCAUUCACGCCAUUCAUUACUCUUCAUCCAAAUAUAUUAAUACACAUACAAACACACGCAACACAUCUUCCGAUAAAAAAAACUUUGUUUACUUUUUUUUAUCUAGCUCCUUUGAUUCUUGAAAGUCGACGACAAAAUAAGAAGAAUGAAUACAUUCAAGAUAUCUUAUUUCGUUGUGGUACUCAUAAUGGUCAUGGCCAUUGCUAUAACACUUAGCGAACCGCUAAGGGUUGAGGCGAACCACCGAAACAGAUAUGGUCAGUUGAUAGCCGCUACACGAGGGAAAAAAGGUGGGAACCGUACAAGUGCGAUGACGUGUGAUAAAAGCCCUAAAGUAUGUCGUCUCAAAGGCAGUCCAGGUCGUGAUUGUUGUCGUAAGAGGUGUGUCAACUUAAGGACCAACAAACUGAACUGCGGAAGAUGUGGAAAAAGCUGUCAAUACUCAGAAAUUUGUUGCAAUGGAUACUGUGUAAACCCGAUGUUUGAUAAGAGACAUUGUGGAGGUUGCUUUAAGAAGUGCAACAAAGGGAGAUCGUGUGCAUAUGGGAUGUGCAGCUAUGCUUGAAGAAACAAUGUGGGUAUAAUGGUUACAGAGAAAGGGAAGUUUAAUUUGUUGGUUUAGAUUGGUUUAGUUACAUUCAUAUUACAAUCUUAAAUAGGGUGUUUU
Brassica napus (rape) is the source of this 1665-nucleotide messenger RNA. RefSeq names its product stigma-specific STIG1-like protein 1. Bases 1144 to 1563 code for a protein of 139 amino acids. The record is from RefSeq and is a predicted model, not a curated record. The transcript has a single exon. NCBI's taxonomy places the organism in Eukaryota, Viridiplantae, Streptophyta, Magnoliopsida, Brassicales, Brassicaceae.